CUGCCCCCCUUCUUCAAACCCUCUUCUAAACAUAACCGGCUGCUGUUAUUCGGUUGAAGCGCUCUCUGGAGGCCGGGUGACCCGCAGCUGAGAGGAGAAGCAUGGCGAGGCGCAGGGCGAAGAGCAGCAGUAAGCCGGACGACCCCCUGUUACUGCUGGAGCCCCCAGUAGUACAGCCGCGCGGAAUCAAAGAGUAUGCCCUCCCGUGCGCUGUCUUCAUCUUCAUCCUCCUCGCGGGGUCCACGCUGGCCUGGUUCUGCAGUCAGCAACAGCAGGCCAUCGAGGAGCUGACUGAAGCCCUCGGCACCAUGCAGACCAGAAUCACCAAGCUGCAGCAGCAGUUGGGCUCUGGGAGCGCACAGCUUGCCAGUGUAGGAGGUUUUGAGGAGCGUCUGCUGGGACUGGAAGAAGCCUACGCCAAAGCUCAGAGACAGGCUGAGGUAGCGCUGGCCGCAUCAGAGCAAAUCAAGUCCAAAGACCUUCAGAACAAAGUCUGGGCCCUGCAGACGGAAAUGAAUGCCAAAUUAGCUGAACUCCAGCAGAACAGCAUCUCCAUUGCAUCUCUAAAUGCCAUCCUCAAGAACAAGAGCGAGGAGUUUGAGGCUGUGAAGCAGAGCGUCAGCGCCAUCGUGAGCGCCAAUACAGAGCUCGCCGUAAGCGUUUCUGGCCUCACCAGCACACUUUCACUCACCGAGACACAUCUGGGUGAGCAUGUCUUAGUUGUGGAAGGCCUGAAGUCUCAGGUGGAGGACCAAAAGUGGGAAAUCGCUGAAAUGAGGGAAUACUUCACAAACAAGCAGGAAGCUCUUGUUACGAAUGUGCAGGAGUUGAUGGAACUCAGGCAGCAGAUGGAAUUGCAGCAGGUAAAACGAGCCCAAGUGUUUAAGGAACAGCUCAAGUCUCUGAACAAAAAGCUGGAGAAUCAUCAGAGCAGCACAGAGAGUCUUCAUUCCCAACUCGCUGACCAGCUCAAAGCUGUCCAGACCCAGUUUUUGCCUGGAGCUCAAACAGAAGAGGUCCAGGACAAGGUAGAGGAGCAAGCAGAAAAAGCAGAUGACGGGAAGCAAGUGGGCACAACUGAUGACAAAAAGAAAGCCCGUAAAGAAGAACCAGAACCUACUGAACCUACUGAAGAGAAGGAACUUACAGUUCAAGCAGAAGCAAAAGAGGAGGAGAAAGUUACAAAAGAACAAGGAGUACAAGAGGACAACAAAGUGAUUGAGAAAAAAGGAGUUGCUGAAGAACAGGAUGCAGAAAAAGAAGACAAUGUUUCUGGAGAACAAGAACAAGAAGGGAAUGUUUCUGGAGAACAAGACAAAAAAGGGAGGAAAAGAGUAAAAGUAAAGGAACAAGAGUCAGAAGCAGAAGUGGAGGAAAAUGUAACCAAGGAGGUACCAAGGAAAGAAGAGGAAGAAUUAAACGAAAAACAAGGAGUAACUGCAGGAGAAGAGGAACACAGUGCUAUUCCACUAGAAGUAAAUGAGGAACAUCAAAAGGAACGUGAUGCAGAGAAGAUUCAGACUUCUUCUGAUUCAGAGGUCUCUGACCUGCCCUCAAAUCAAACUGAGGACACUGACCUGACCCAAACUGAGAAAGAUGAGCAAACAGAAGAGGUAGACACCAUAUCUGAGGAGGCUCUGAGUCUUCCAGAAGAGACAAAGAUGAACUUGAAUGAAAUCGAGGAGACACUUGCUGAGGAACAAGUCGAGGAACAUGCUGUAGCAGAGAGCUCGUCACUUUCAAAUGAUGUACAAGCGGAAAAAACUGAGACCGAGGAUGUUGAUGAUGCUAAAGAACAAGAUUCGAAAACUGCUGCAGAGGAGGAUCACGCUGCUUCAGAUCAGACAGACAGCAGCAGAACAAAUGAGACCGAAAAAGAGGAGGGAGACAGUGCCCAGACUGAGCAGGUUGAGACUGAGCAUGAACAAGAGGAGGAGCUUCCAGAAGAGUCUGCUAAAGAAUAGUUUGUUAAAAGUAUUUUAAAGGAACACAACUUGCAAAGGAGGCCAUGGAAGCUUUUUUGAAUACAAAGGGCUGUGAUGCUUUUUUUUCAAGACUUUUUGCAUGAAUAAUUGAAGUUUUUCACUGUGUUCUACAUUAUAUAAUUAUAUAAAGUGUCUACUUCAGGUUUAUUGUGCAUUUUUAGUCUUAUUGUUGUAUAAUUGAUUUAGAAGAAAAAAAAAACACUAGAGGAAGCUAUGGAAACAGUAGCUUCCCACAACAUUACUAAGGACACAGGACAGUAUUUAUUUUAAGUGUCAUGUUCUCUCUAACAUAAGGAACUUCUUUUUGUUUUGAGUCUUGGUUGGUGUACUUAAUUUUUUCAAUCAUUUUUGCUACUCUCUUCUAGCCUUUUUAAAUAAAGAGGUUUCUACAGUUUAUAUCUCGUA
This is a messenger RNA of Astyanax mexicanus (Mexican tetra), 2390 nucleotides long. RefSeq lists its product as uncharacterized. The record is from RefSeq and is a predicted model, not a curated record. The coding region runs from base 102 to 1964 and encodes 620 amino acids. The transcript is spliced from 4 exons. Lineage: Eukaryota; Metazoa; Chordata; Actinopteri; Characiformes; Acestrorhamphidae.